AUGGAGAGAGGUGAGAAGCCUUUUAAGGAGUUCCUUAUCAGCACAGGUAUGGCUGGAGACAAUGGACUGAACAGUGACUUUGCAAGCAAUGCCAUGGUGAAUUUGGGUUAUGGUUGCAGUGUAAGAAGCUAUCAUAGGCAACUUGGGCUCAGCGGACAUUGUCCUUUUCUCGUGCUUUCUCACCUUCAAGGCCCACCGACACCUGCCUGCCCACAGUUCGAGUUAUCCUGGCCGGCUCCUGCAAGCCCGCACUCUUCUCCGAGGCGGCUCCUCUCCGCUCAACCCGAUUCCCGCCCCCACUGCGCCUUCUUCCUGCGGUGGCCGAGGACGUGGUAUAAGGCCGCCACUUCCGAGCUUCCAAAGGGCCUUCAAACCUCAACUGCAGUGUCAGAGCCCUCCCCCCGUAUAAGAGUCAGGAGCGCCCCGGAGCCCCCAUCGGAAGCUUUGCGCCUGCCCGUGGAAAGGUUGCGAUCAGGGAAGGCCUUCGUGGCCGCUGAGUCCUCUGCUCCAGGGGCUGCGGCAGCUCUCAUAAAGAGCGGCCCUCUUCGUCCCCGCAGAAGUUAUCGUCAGAGUGCAAUUCCUUGGGGAAACAGAAGUCAUUCUGUUGAGUCCACCCAUUCUGCUGCUCUCGGGAGGGACAAGGCUGCUAGACUCCAGGCUCGCUCCCAGCCUCUCAAGAGAUACGGGCAGGCCUCUGGGGCUGAACGCCGAGACUGCGCCCCGCGGCCCGAUAGCAUUCCUGCAUCGCUUUGCGAGCCGGGAGAAGUGCGUCCCUUCUCGCUUGCCUUAGGCCUGGGAAGCGGGGACCGCACUACCGUGCAGCUGCAGAAGGGGGGAACGCACACGUGCGGCUCUCGGCUUCUCAGUGAAUACCAGAGGCUCCUGGAAAACCAACGCCAACACUACCUGGGCUAGCCUGGACAGCCCGGAGCUGCGAGCGCGAACUGACAACCGCGGAACUUGCUCAGCCUUUGACAGCUCGGUGGGAACACCUCGGUGUGUCGAGUCCGGACUCAAGGGGCGGGACGGGGCG
Messenger RNA from Callithrix jacchus (white-tufted-ear marmoset), 1033 nucleotides. RefSeq lists its product as uncharacterized. Lineage: Eukaryota; Metazoa; Chordata; Mammalia; Primates; Cebidae. The record is from RefSeq and is a predicted model, not a curated record.